AUGUCUCUCGGUUUACAGCACUGCAACAAGCUCGAGCUGCACAACCGGUUAGACGCCACCAAACCCGGAAGACACGCGUAUAAGGGAUGGGGAAGAUCUCUCUUCAUUUUACUUGAUCAAACUUUACCAAAAUUCGCAAAACUUCGACUCCUGUCAGUCACUUCUGGUCACACAACAGCUCUGAUAAGAAUGGCAGCGUCCGCGAUCUUCAUCCUGGACCUUAAAGGCAAGGUGCUCAUAUGUCGAAACUACAUGGGCAAUGUGGACAUGAGUGAGAUUGACAACUUUAUGCCCAUAAUGAUGAAGAGAGAGGAAGAUGCAGAUAUGUCACCAGUGGUUAUUCACGGCACUACCCACUACCUCUGGAUAAAGCAUAGCAACCUCUACUUGGUUGCAAUAACAAAGAAGAAUACCAAUGCUGCUCUUGUAUACUCCUUCCUGUACAAAUUAGUGGAGGUGUUCAUUGAAUAUUUCAAGUCACUGGAAGAAGAGAGUAUUCGAGACAAUUUUGUGACCGUAUAUGAGCUAAUGGAUGAAGUCAUGGACUUUGGAUUCCCUCAGACCACCGACAGCAAGAUCUUACUAGAGUACAUCACCCAACAGGGGCAUAAACUGGAAGUGGGAGCACCACGGCCCCCAGCUACAGUAACCAAUGCUGUCUCUUGGAGGUCAGAAGGCAUCAAAUACAGGAAGAAUGAAGUCUUCAUGGAUGUAAUUGAGUCUGUCAACCUAUUGGUCAGUGCUACAGGCAGUGUUCUGCGUAGUGAGAUUCUGGGCAGCGUCAAACUCAAAGUCGUUCUGUCAGGUAUGCCUGAGUUAAGGCUCGGACUCAAUGACAAAGUCCUCUUCGAGAUCACAGGCCGGGAGAAGAGCAAGUCUGUGGAGCUGGAAGAUGUGAAAUUUCAUCAGUGUGUGCGGCUCUCUCGCUUUGAGAAUGACCGGACUAUCUCUUUCAUCCCACCUGAUGGAGAAUCUGAACUCAUGUCUUACAGACUCAACACCACGGUGAAGCCUCUAAUAUGGAUUGAGAGCGUAAUAGAGAAGUUCUCUCAUAGUCGAGUAGAGAUCAAGGUUAAGGCACGCAGUCAGUUCAAGAGCCGCUCCACGGCCAACAAUGUGUCCAUCUUAGUUCCUGUUCCUAGUGACGCUGACUCCCCUAAAUUUAAGACCACCACUGGCCAGGCUAAAUGGGUUCCUGAGAAGAGUGCUGUAGAAUGGAACAUUAAGUCCUUCCCUGGCGGGAAAGAAUUCAUGAUGCGAGCUCAUUUUGGACUGCCAAGUGUGGAAAGUGGUGAACUCGAGGCCAAGCCACCAAUCACAGUAAAAUUUGAGAUUCCUUACUUCACAGUGUCAGGCAUUCAGGUGCGAUACUUGAAGAUUAUCGAGAAGAGCGGAUAUCAGGCAUUACCAUGGGUGCGUUAUAUUACUCAGAGUGGAGAUUAUCAACUGAGGACCAACUGAGAGAGGACAGCACCUGUGUAUGUUGUGUGUUCUGUCUGUCCUUUUUCAGACAGCUACUGCUUUUCACACAGCAGUUGGACUACUAUUGCUUUAGUCAGGUUUUACAAAUUAAACAAGGGAGUCAGAUCGCAAAGUUACUGAGAAGCCCCUAUGAAACAAUGGUUUCGGGUUUAAACAAUUUUGGGUUAUAAUCCAAAGGUGGUAUUACAGAAACCUACUAGAAUCUACCUAUAUAUGUUCUAUUUAAAAAGAAAGAUUUUCACCCACAUGUCGUUCCAAACCUUUCUGUAUUUCUUCAUUUUAUUUAAAUGACUGGUAACACUUUACAAUAAGGUUCCAUUUGUUAAUGUAUUAACUAACACGUACAAACAAUGAACAAUACAUUUUUUUACAGUAUUUGUUAAUCUUUCUUAAUGUUAGUUUCUGAAAAUACAGUUGUUCACUGUUAGUUCAUAUUAGUUCACAGUGCAACAACUGAUGUUAACAAGCACAACUUUUGAUUUUAAUACUGCAUUAGUAAAUGUUGGAUUUAACAUUAACUAGGAUUAAUAAAUGCCGUUGAAGUAUUGGUUAUUGUUAGUUCAUGGUAACUAAAGUAGUUAACUAAUUAACCUUAUUGUAAAGUGAUACCAAAUGACUAAUGAAUAAAUGAAUUCAAAAUAUGAACAAAAAAAUAAUAGUAUACCUAAGACUACAUUUAUAUCUACUGUCUUAAAGAGAUUUAAAUAAUAUUGUAAUUAAAUUUUACCUGAUGUAAACACAAUACGUUGAUCAAAUUGGUGCGAUUAAGCUCAUAAUCGUAGCAACCAUAACUGCAGUAAAAUAUGUCUAAACAUGUAAACAUCUAACUACGAUUAUUGGAAAUAAUGACAUUAUUGGUGCAGAUAUAAAUGUCGUCAAUGAUACUAAAAUAACUCAGCUGAUUUGGAAUGACGUAAGGGUGUUAUAAUGUUUUUGUUUUGUUUUUUACACAGAAUUUUCAUUUUUCUUUGAAUUAUCCCUUUAACUUGUCAGAUGUGAACUUAAGCUGCUUAUUUAAAUUUCUGCUGUAGGUGGCGGGACUAUCUCUCAGCGUGAUAUGAUCUUACUGUAUGUCUGUAGAGCUGUAAACACAAGCACAGGCCCAAUGAAAUGAAUACCUUGUGCUCAAAAUCAAUGAUUAAUAAGGCAGUGUACUAUUAGGACACCACUGUAACACUAUAUUUUCACCGGAGCAGCCCGUAUCUUUGUCUUUGGUUUGUGCUCACUCAAAAUACCACAAAUGCCUACACACUUUUAAAAGUACAAUGGAAAGUGGAAAUGUUUAAUGACAUUACCAUGAACCGAUCAGCAAAAAAACUUGUGCAUGUUGAUGCUCUAUUAAUUAUGAUUGCGUUUGUUUCCUUAAUCAGCAGCAGUACAGCAGUCAACACAUCUGAUAACACAUCAUUUUUUGUCUGUAAUUAUAAGUUUUCACGCUGGGAAAAUCCUCAAUUGCAUUGCACCACUUGUUUUAUCAGUGUGACGGCUGGCUGUGUGUGUGUGUGAGUGUGUGUUUGUGUGUGUGGGUCGGUGGGUUGGUGGAAUACUGUCUGCCACCUCUGCAGAGGCAGCAGAAUAUAUUAUUUGUCAUGUCAAAACGGCUUCCUCCCUCAUUUAUUUACCAAAGGUCAAUGGCAUGACAACAUCUGAUAUUUAUUUCACACUGAAUAUGAAAUAUGUAUUUUUGAUCUUUUCUUAUUGACAACUUUUCUGCUCAAUACUAUACUAAAGGUCAUUGUGAGAAAAUAAAUGGAUUUUUGUUUUGGCAA
Molecule: messenger RNA, 3251 nt
Organism: Carassius gibelio (silver crucian carp)
Lineage: Eukaryota; Metazoa; Chordata; Actinopteri; Cypriniformes; Cyprinidae
Product: AP-1 complex subunit mu-1-like
Exons: 12
Coding region: 1-1461 (486 amino acids)
Biological process (GO): vesicle-mediated transport; intracellular protein transport
Cellular component (GO): clathrin-coated vesicle; clathrin adaptor complex
Molecular function (GO): clathrin-cargo adaptor activity
Source: RefSeq, a predicted model, not a curated record